Messenger RNA from Polyodon spathula (Mississippi paddlefish), 4472 nucleotides. RefSeq names its product ecto-NOX disulfide-thiol exchanger 2-like. The record is from RefSeq and is a predicted model, not a curated record. The transcript is spliced from 15 exons. Gene Ontology annotation, molecular function: RNA binding; protein-disulfide reductase activity. Gene Ontology annotation, biological process: ultradian rhythm. NCBI's taxonomy places the organism in Eukaryota, Metazoa, Chordata, Actinopteri, Acipenseriformes, Polyodontidae. Gene Ontology annotation, cellular component: plasma membrane; external side of plasma membrane. The coding region runs from base 182 to 2275 and encodes 697 amino acids.
AUUAGCUAAAAAGGAUCCUCCUCUGCUUGCCCUGCCUACUGUGGCUCAUUCUGCUGUGUGGAGCUGAGCUGAGCAGAGGCAUUGUAGCAGAGCUAGAGAUUGUUGCAGCUCACAUUACACAUUCGUUCCUGGGAAAUUUAAGCUGAGAGAAGUCUGAUCGUUGUCACCAGGGCUUUGGACAAUGUUUCUUGUGCAGUACACAGGACUAAACCCGCUGCCCUUUGACCCUUCGACUAACAAUGAACCACUACAGUUUAACAACUGUAAUGGACCCCUGGUCACGGAGUGUCCUGUAGAGAAUGGAGCUGAGAACAGCAAGAAACGGAAGAGACCCAGCCUUCCUCCAGAAGGAAUCCGGAAUAUGGCAAUGGACUCAAGCCCAAUGGGAAUGCCAAUGUCAGACCCAGGAGCCUGGGCAACAGCCAUGAACAACCUUGGCAUGGCUCCAAUGGGCAUGACUGGACAACCUCUUAUGUCAGACUUCGACCCUGGCCUUGGGAUGAUGACUGGGAUUGCUCCAAUGAACCCUAUGAUGCCUGGACUAGGAGUCUCACAGGAUAUGCCAGUUGUGAAGGAGAUCAUUCACUGCAAGAGCUGUACCCUUUUCCCUUCAAACCCAAACCCAGGUAUUCACGAUGGCAGGGUCUCAGUGUGCCCCUUCGUUCCUCCCGCAGAUCUGCCCCCCCCUGCUACCAGACAGAGGCCCCCAGGCUGCAAGACUGUGUUUGUGGGGGGCUUGCCUGAAAACGCUACAGAGCAGCUCAUUGUGGAGGUGUUUGAGCAAUGCGGGGAGAUUAUUGCCAUUCGCAAAAGCAAGAAAAACUUCUGUCACAUUCGCUUCGCCGAGGAAUACACAGUAGACAAGGCCCUCUUCCUGUCAGGCUACCGGAUCAGACUAGGCUCCAGCACUGACAAGAAGGACACGGGGCGCCUCCACGUGGACUUUGCACAGGCACGGGACGACUUCUACGAGUGGGAGUGCCGGCAGCGCAUGCUGGCGCGUGAGGAGAGGCACCGGCGGAGGGUGGAGGAGGACCUGAUGCGGCCCCCCUCGCCCCCACCAAUCGUUCACUACUCCGAGCACGAGUGCGGACAGCUCGCGGAGAUGAUCAAAGAUGACUCCAAGUUCCCUGAAGUGAUUCGCAUCCUGCUGACAUGGGUGGAGCGGGGGGAGGUGAACCGGCGCAAUGCCAACAACUUCUACUCCAUGAUCCAGUCCGCCAACAGCCACAUCCGCCGCCUCAUGAACGAGAAGGCCGCCCACGAGAAAGAGAUGGAGGAGGCCAAGGAGAAGUUCAUGAACGCCCUGUCUGGGAUCCUGGUGCAAUUUGAGCAGAUUGUGUCUGUAUUCCACGCUUCUGCCAAACAAAAGGCAUGGGACCAUUUCUCGAAAGCCCAGCGCAAGAACCUGGACAUGUGGCGCAAGCAAGCAGAGGAAAUCCGGAAUAUCCACAAUGAGGAGCUAAUGGGGAUCCGGAGGGAGGAGGAGAUGGAGAUGUCUGACGAUGACAUGGAAGACCCACCGGUAAACAAGGAUGCGGAUGAGACAGGCCUGGCAGCUCAGGCGGAGGCACUGAAGGAGGAGAACGACAGCCUGCGCUGUCAGCUAGACGCCUAUAGGAAUGAGGUGGAGCUGCUGAAGCAGGAGCAGGGCAAGGCUCAGCUCCCGCGCACAGAGGAAGAGGAUGCCACCCGCCAGCAACAGCUCCGCUUCCUGCAGCAGGCAUUGCAGGGCAUGCAACAGCAACUGCUGAACACCAGAGAAGAGUUAAAGAAACAAGAGGCUGAACUGGAGAAGACAAGAGAGGAGAAAGUGCAACUGGAGAUCCAGCUGCAGAGCAUGAAGGAGAAGGUGGAUCAGCCCUCACUGAUGCCUAAACAUCCAGUCCAGCAGGAGACGACAGACACAGAUGACAGAGGAAGCGACGAGAGCUCUGAUCAAGGAAAUCAGGACAGCGCUGUUUUAGAAGUUGCUUCUGCAAGUCAAGAGAAGGAAAACCAACCAGAGAAGGGUCCAUCCACCCCAGUAAAGUCUGAGAGAGAGGCCCUGCUUGUGGGAAUAAUCUCUACGUUUCUCCAUGUCCAUCCCUUUGGAGCCAGCAUCGAGUAUAUCUGCUCUUAUUUGCAGCGUCUGGACACUAAGAUUAGCACUACAGAAGUGGAAACCCUGCUGGGCCGCCUGCCGAACACAUUCCGGCAAGAGAUCUCGGGCGUGGGGGCAAGCCUAGAGAAGAGGUGGAAGUUCUGUGGCUUCCAGGGGAUUAAAAUGACUUAGAUGUUAGUGGUUAGACUUGUGUCCCACAAAGAAAUGAACUGGGCCCAAGGGGGUUUGAUUCUGGUGGUCGGAGAGACUCGUUUCAAAUUACCUUGGCUCAGCAGUGAUGCUAGAGGCCCUCUUCACUCACAGGCAGGUUGCUAUAGUGACAGUGGUUUCUGUGCCUUGCAGACAGCCCUGUUUAUGUUUCAAAGGAUGUUUAUUUCCUCAGGACUGAUAAACGUUGAGAAAAAUCAGACACCACAGUUUUCUUUCUUUCUUUUUUUUUUUAUUAACUUUUUAUCAUUUGAAAACAGUCAGUUGACAGGCUUAUUUUCGUAUUGUUCCUUGCUAAUAUAUGUAUAUUUUACCUUUCUAAAGUACAGGGUGUUAACUGUGUCUGAACAGGCUGAACAGAAACAAAUAUCUUUGCUCUAUAUAUUGUAUUAAAAAAAAAAAAAACUGAAGUGUUUUUUGUUUCUUUUUUUGUUGUUUGUGGAAUGUUCUCCUAGGAGGCAUAUACCUGAUUCUGCACAACAAGAACUUGCCCUUUUGAGUUGGGGAUGUUUCUUAUUUGUCUUGAAUUUUCCCCAUAUAGUUUUUUUUUUUCUUUUUAUGAUUUUUUUUUUAGGCUGUACAAACUUUCUGAAAAGUACUGACACCUGAGCCUGGCACAUGUGUUAUAAAAAAAAAGGUUGAGGUAAAAAGGAGUAACAAUCCAUGUGGCAGCUAGCCCUACACUUAACUCACUAAUUUCCACAGCCAAAACUAUCUGUCUACACUGCAGUCAAUUUCUCUAACCACAGGCAUACUUCUGAGCUUUUCCGAUCUGGUGCUCCAACUGUUGUGCCCGCUGGCUAUCCUCUUUGUAUAGCACAUUGAAAAAGAGAUUCAUGACUGGCUGGCUGGCUGUAUUGUCAGUGCAUUUGAUUGAACAUAGAACAGGCGAUACAGUAUCUGCUGAAUAAAAUACCCAUGUUUAUAGGUUUAUGAUGCUUCGGGUUAUUAUUUCUCAUAAGAAGAGACUGUCCUUUGUGUACCCAACCCUUCUGACUCCUACAGUAGGACAGAAAGGCUGUGAUUUUGGGGGGGGUGGGGGCUUAAGUUCUGCAUUUGUCAUUUAUGACCUUUGUGAAGUUGUUUUUUUUUGUUUUGUUUUUUUGCUUUGGUUUAUUCAAUACCGUAAACAACUCAAAUGUAAUUCUUACAUAUUCGCAGCUCACUAAAACUGCUUUGUAAAAUUCGUUUUGGCAGCUAAUAUCUAUUGCAGUUGUACAGUCAUUAGCACUUUCUGCCUUCCAAGUCUCACAAUAUAUUGUGUAUUCGGGCUGGGGAAAUCUGUUAUGCUUAAGAACACAGGUGUCUGUGGCACUGGUGGACACGUGUAAUAUUAGUGUUUCACUGGCUCGUCCUACUGUAGAAUUCUUGUGUUGACCUGCAAAAAGUCUGCUGUCAGUGUUUAAAAGGGCCUAAUUCAGUGGCUGUUUUAAGUGUAAAGCUUAAGGGAUGUUAAUAUUGUAACGACCUAGUAUUUAUUUAUAUUUAACCCUUCAGACAGCGUGGCAGUGAGUCUAUUUCGCCAUUAAUUUUCCUUAGUUUUUUCCUGUAUUGUAUUGGACGUGAUAUAUAGAUUGACACAAUAUACAAUGAGAUACCUCCUUUUCAUGUCUGGAGUUUAUAGGAUUCUUUGUAGCAAUGCUGCCAUCUUAAAAUGUGGUAUUGAUUUUUCAGACAGCUUGGGGGGGGGUGAUUAGUUAGGUGGGAGGCUAUUAUGGACUUGUAGUUAAAAACUGAUGACUGGAGGAGCAAGCAUUUUUUAGAUCAAAUCAAAAACCCUUGUAGGCAAUAAUGGAUACAAAUUUAACACAAAUUAGUUCAAAAGGUGUAGCUUAUGACAGUUAACUUCAUGACACGUUAUAAUUCAGUUCUUCUAACCAGACACAUUGAAUGCAUUUUAAAGCAGUAGAAUUUUAUUCCAAUUGACAUUUCAAGUUUUUACUUGAUACGCACAUUUUAGCUGGCAUUGGCUUGGUAGUGUGUUUCAUUCCCAGCAUCCCUAGUUUAGACGGAUUUACAGGUGCGCAUGCACACACAUGUUUACAGGUCCAGUCAGUGGGCUAGACUGCUCCCGCUCAGGUGCUUUUAUCGAGUUGUGGUCCCAGUGGAAAGUCUAUAUAAAUCUUACAACCGUUCAGAAAAGUUGACAAACUUUGUAAAG